UGAGAAAUGAUCCUCUGACCCUCAUCCCCCAGACGGCCAGACCCCAGUGCACUCUAUCCCCUCAGCUAUGGCGACAACCGUCACGCCCGCCUCCCCGUUCCGCGACUACCUCCACCGCCGCCGCGUCCGCCUCCACGCCAAGCCGCACCCGCAUUCCCAGCGCCGCCUAUCACGCACCGCGCGGCUACGCUAUGCUCCGGACGGUGGCGGCGCUGAGGUCUCGGGCCCUCCCGCUUCCGCGGCCGUCGAGGAGCAAACGCCGCAGGAACGGCCGGAGGACUUCAUGCUCCUGGCUGCCAACCGCAGCGAAUUCAACGAGAUCAUCAUGGUCAUCGACUCGCCCGUCGCGCGGUACCUCGUCCUCGACCACAACAAGAAUAUCCACAGCAUUCUCCCCAAAACAACCGUUUGGACCAACUCGUACUGGGGUGCUGGGACAUCAGCACAUCUGAUGCUAAAGUUUUGGCCUUGGUUACAACUUAUUGGCUGGGAGAUCGACCCUAUGAUAAUUGAAUUGUCAAGGGAUUAUUUUGGUAUGUCUGAUUUAGAGAAGGCCACAGAAUCAGGUGGUUCACUUUUGGUGCGCAUUGGUGACGCACUUUCUCCAUCAGCAACAGUCGAAGGAGGAUUUGCUGGAAUUGUUGUAGAUUUGUUUUGUGAUGGAAAGGUCAUACCUCAGCUACAAGAAGCCAAAACUUGGUUGCAAAUUGCAAAAAGGCUAAUGCCAGACGGUCGAAUCAUGGUAAAUUGUGGUGGAUCAGACACUGAAGAAUCUCUCUCAUCGCCUUGGGUUCAAAACCCUACAGUUAAAGCACUUUGUUCCGCAUUUCCUGGACAGGUAAGCUGGAAGAGACUAUCGGAGAAAGAGAGUGUAAACUAUGUUGCCCUGACUGGACCUCUCCCAGACCUGGACGGGUGGUCGGCGUCGGUUCCUAGUGAGCUAAGCACGAAUAGGGCCGGCCCUAAGCCUAUGCUAGAGAGGCGACGGCCGGGGGCCUAAAAUUCUUAGGGGCCCAAUAUUUAGUAUAUAUAACACUAUAUAAUAUAUCAAUUUACACUUUACAAAACCCAUCUAACCAAAUAACUCACACACUUAUAAUAUUUACGAAAUCCAUCAAACAAAUUGCAACCAUAUUUAACAUAACAUCAAAAUUAACGGUUUAGAUUAUUGAAUAACAUCAUCUAUUUUGUUCACUCAAAUUACAACCAUAUUUAACAUAACAUUAUUUGAUCAUCCUUUAGCCCUCCCCUCCCCGUAUCCCCACCGCCAUCAAUCCCUCCCCUCGCCCCACCACCGUCAUCGUCCACCCCUCUCCUCCUCUUCACAGGAACGUAGCGUUAGCACAAGUUAUAUGCUAGUAGUAAAAUAGUAUAGGUAGCCAACAGGGUGGGAGAGCUAGGCACACUGACGUCCGGUGCACACGGACAAUGUGGCACGCGUUGCCCACUGCCUAGUCGUCACGCUCACGUCCUCGAGCGUCUAUGAGACCACACCCUCCAUGUGAUCGUCGUUCGCCAUCUCGCCGAUCCAACCCUUCAGGAUUCCACGGAGCUAGGCACCACUGCGCUAGCCUCCAGACACGCAUGGUCGAGCAAUCAGAACUUGGGUUAUCCGGCGAUCGUCGUUCCUAUUUUUUCAACCUGUGAAGCGUUAAUUUGUACCGAUGUAUAUUAUCUAGCUUCUUAGAUUGUUUAAAAAACUAAUUUUAAUACACAUCAUCAUUUAUUUAUAAAGUAUUAAUAUGCUCUGCUGCAUAAUAUAGAAAUUUUUUUAUAGUAUAGAGGGCCCACCAUGAUCAGUUCGCCGGGGGCCCUCAAAAUCAUAGGACCGGGGCUGAGCACGAAAGUGAAACAAUGGAUGCCAUGCGAGCUUGCGUGAUGGAAGGGCAUUUUCUUUUGUUCUAGCUGCACCUAAUUUGCCUCAGCAACUUGUCCAUGACCGCUGUGGCCUUCUCCAACCUCCAUGCCCCUUCAAUUUCUGGUGAGGGACGCUCAGCUGUCGGUGGGUGCCAUCCACAGCGCUUCGUUUCCGGAUCUAUCGGCGGACUAUGCACCCAUCCGGCACACUGACAGUCUUGUCUCUCUCUCGUCUCUUUCUUCUUCUUUUUUUUACUUAAGGGUGCGCUUUGUGGCAUCAUCUGCAUCGGAGGCAGUAUUGACCCCAGACGUUCGUGGGAUGGAAUAGGUAAACAUUGAGUUUCGUUACUGAACGUUGAGUACAAGUACAAGUGUACAACAAACACACGCUCUCUAUCCCUUGUGUUGAGAGAAUCUGAAUCUUGAUAGUAGCCUAGAACAACUCUGAUCCUUUUCUUUAGAGAGAGGAGAGAGCAUGUAAAAGACAGAAUUUGCAGCAAGAGGAUUGGAGCCCAUAACAGUUUGUUUAGUGGUAUUCUGCUGCUGGCACACAUGCAUGCCUUUGUGGUGCCGCAAAGUGACAAAUUCAUUUAAGUGAACAGCUGUCCAGUAGCAUUCACUGACAACGACUGUUCGUUUAGCAUCCAACAGUGCUGCGAUGUUUAACUGAAUCUAAGCUCUGGAAUAGUAGAAUCAGUGCAUGCCUCGGUGUGCUUUGGAUACCAUACGUAAAUGUAUUGGAAGUUCUAUCAGG
This is a messenger RNA of Zea mays, 2611 nucleotides long. Its product is annotated as S-adenosyl-L-methionine-dependent methyltransferase superfamily protein. NCBI's taxonomy places the organism in Eukaryota, Viridiplantae, Streptophyta, Magnoliopsida, Poales, Poaceae. Gene Ontology annotation, biological process: polyamine biosynthetic process. The record is from RefSeq and is a predicted model, not a curated record. Bases 68 to 1000 code for a protein of 310 amino acids. The transcript has 7 exons. Gene Ontology annotation, molecular function: thermospermine synthase activity.